AUGGCAUUGAUUACACGCUUUGAUGAUCUACUCGGUCUAGUAUUGAUCGAUUUGUUCUCAUAUCUAUCGUCUAUCGAUAUUCUUUGGGUAUUUACUGAUCUUAAUCAUCGUCUAACAAUGUUAAUAAUUGAACAUGAACUCUUUUAUCAUAUUAACUUAUCACUUGCACAUUAUCAUCAAUUUAAUAGAAUUCUUCGUUUUCUUUCAUUGAAUGAUAUUCAAUCACCUUCAAUUGAGAGUGAUGGAUCUCCGUUUCAAUUAACUCGUUGGCCUUAUUUAUCUCAUUUGAAAACUCUGCGUAUCAUUGGUGUAUACAAUCAUGACGAUCUUUUGCUCUUUCUUUUGCUUCAUGCAACCACACUCACUCAUUCAUCUCGUUAUCAAAUCAAAUGA
Messenger RNA from Rotaria socialis, 393 nucleotides. The record is from the annotation of a GenBank genome assembly. Lineage: Eukaryota; Metazoa; Rotifera; Eurotatoria; Philodinida; Philodinidae.